Molecule: messenger RNA, 4146 nt
Organism: Ooceraea biroi (clonal raider ant)
Lineage: Eukaryota; Metazoa; Arthropoda; Insecta; Hymenoptera; Formicidae
Gene: conu
Product: Rho GTPase-activating protein conundrum
Biological process (GO): signal transduction; regulation of small GTPase mediated signal transduction; regulation of actin filament polymerization
Cellular component (GO): cytoplasm
Molecular function (GO): GTPase activator activity
Source: RefSeq, a predicted model, not a curated record
GAGAGAAGGAAGGACGACGCUGCGAAUAAGUUACUCGGCGAGACCCCGCGCGCUUGUCCGCGCGUAUCCACGCGUGCUCGGCCGUGGUAAGACGCACGACGCGUUUACGAGCGCGUUCGAAAUCACAGCUGUGUGUAUAUUAUACGUACGUACGUGUGCGUGUGCGUGCUAAAUGAACGCGCGACGCGACUUAACUGAAGUUCGCCGAGUUUUCUCCGUUUCACGGAACGCGGCGAGUCACUCGAUGCAUCACUCGAGAAAUAUCUCCCAUCGCCGAUCGUUGUUUACACUGUUCAACAGCCAAGUGGGUGCUCGAUAAAGGUCCCCUCGGCGUAAAUGAGCGCUGAGCCGCGUAUUGUUCCGAGAAUCUGUCAACCGUGGCCGCGUGCGAUACGAUUGUGUUCGCUGUGUCGCAGAGAUACGUUCUGGUGAAACGUUCUUGGACCGCUUCCUAAAUUUCAAGAACAGAUAACGAUUCAAGAUUAACGGACUAUGGAAUUUUAUCUCCACGCCUUCCGAUUAUUUCUCAUUCAUCGAGUUUACGUCUCAGAGACCGAGUUCUGAAAAAAGGACACUCGGUUUGUGCAAAACUUGUUCGGUGUCCGUCGUUUUGUAUUCCAUGUUGCAACAAGUGUCCCAUGUUGGGUCCCGUGAGCACGCAAAGGCUGUAGAGUUCUUUCUUCGUGCUCCUGGUAUUGCUCACGGCAGAGAUAAUUGUAUGCUUAUAAUAUCUUUUACCUAUGGUGAUCAAUGAUCGUGAUGUUAUCUGCCAAUGAAUCACCCAAGAUUAGGCCAAGAUACUGGAGUAGCGACGCGCUUCUGGAGUGACAGAGCUCGUUAGAUGCUCCCAGUGGUUGUCCGGUCGACGAAUGUACGUUCCAUAACAGAGCGAUAUAAGGCGAAGCAGAAAGGAAACGGGAGAUAAGAUGGAUAGGGGACACGGUGCCACCUACGCGGGAGGUGAUAACCACCUACUCGAAUACUGGGAGGAAUAUCAGAAGAUGAUAGAGGAGACAAAAAUGCUGGACGACUACUUGGACGAAGAAUGCAGCCCACGGAGUUACGACGUUUUACUUGCUUCCUGCACAGAGGGAGAAGAGGAAGCCGACUGGUUACACGCAGCAGGUUUGGGACAAUUAACGGAGGCGUGGAAAGCAGGCAGGGAGGUGCAACCGGAGGAGUUGGGAGCAGCCCUGCGCCCGCUGUCGCGAGCACAGGCGGAAGCUGUGAAGCGUCGUGUGCGAUCGCUCAACCACACGGUCAAGCAGCGUUUCAAUCAGCGGCAACGUGUCCGCAAGCCAGACAUCAGGGACGUCUUCAAAGACGUGGAGGUCUCCAGUACGGGUACGCGAUCGCGCAGUGCGACUCCUGACUCCUUAGACUCGAUUCCGGGGAAUGCGUCGCCACCUUCGCCGCCGACGGUCACCGUGAUCGAGGAUACGCACCAGAAUGCCUGCGUGCCGAGCUUCGUGUCCAUAUUUCAUCGAAACGAGGGGAAGGCGACGGUGCGUAGGACGCCGAGCGCCCCGCAGACGAUCCUUAACGCAGUGCCCGCUCCAGCUCCGGCGCCUGUGCAGGAAAUUUUCAGGAGGACCGGCAACUGGUCGAGAGGAAACGUCGCGAAUGAUUCUGAGGGAAUUCAGCUGACCGGCUAUCACAGAUUGGGGACGGUGCACAUCGCCAGACCAAUUCAGAGGCACAACAACGGCGACCUCGGCGACGUAUCGAGCACGGCGCAUCUCGACACCGAAUCGGUCAGGAAACUGACCGUGCCGAAGGAAUCGACUCUUCGACGAAGUUCCGGGAGCCACGCGGCGGUAACGCGAAGUCACAGCAGUUUGUACGGUCUGACGAGACCGGCGAACGAGAACUUGAUAGCCCGCCCGUUGAGUCGCACGUCGUCGCAUGGCCAUCUCAGUUUCGAGGAGAUGUGCAGGACGAACGAGGCCAAGUCGCAGGUGUGGACCUCGAAUAACCUCGCGGCCGAUGACGAUUACGCCCGGCAGGACGUGGAGCUGUUGUCGCAGCGGGAUCUCACGAGGCUGCAACCGCUCCUGUGGCUCGAGCUAACGGCGAUAUUCGACAAGUACAACAUACCGCUCACGAGACGAAAGCCGAACAAACGACGGAGGAAAGCUGGAAAUCUGUUCGGCGUGUCUCUGUCGACGCUGCUUCUCAGGGACAGUCAGUUGACGAGCGAGGAGAACAAUAUACCGUUGGUCUUCCAAAAGAUUCUCGACGAGCUGACGAAACGUGGAGUCAAGGAGGAGGGUAUUCUACGCGUCGGCGGUCAUAAGCAAAAGGUGGAGAUGAUCUGCACGGAGCUGGAAACGGAUUUCUACUGCAAGCCAAAGGAGAUGGACAAACUGUUCAAGCGCACGCCGUGCCACGAUCUCUCGGCCGUGUUGAAAAGGCUGCUGCGCGACUUGCCGCAGCCGCUUCUCACUGUCGAACUGAUCGACGCUUUCUAUCAGAGUCACGGUGUGAAGAAUCCCAACGACUUGGUGUACUCGCUUAAUCUGCUGGUGCUGUUGCUGCCGGUCGAGCAUCGAUGCACCCUGGAGACGCUGCUGAACUUCCUCAAGCUCGUCAUCGAGAAUCAGGCGUCGAACAAGAUGUCCAUACACAACGUGGCGAUGAUCGUGGCGCCGUCCCUCUUCCCGCCGCGCUACGUCUACCCGCGCGAUCGCGCCGACCUGACCGCUCAGGUGAACAUGGCCGCGGUGUGCUGCCAGGUGACCGAGGCCCUGCUCAAUAACGUCGACAAGCUGUGGUACGUGCCGACGGAGCUCCUAAAUCAGCUGCGGAGGCAGUCCGAGGUGGACAGAUACCGCAAGUGCAAGAAAAAGUAUUACUGAUCGCGAUUGGAUGAGAUUGUCGUCGUGGACAUUGCGAAAUAUCGUCACAUUAAUGCGUGAGUUGUGUAACAUACAUUAACAAAAUCGAAUCUUACGAGGGGAAGUACUUGAUAAUGAGACCGGGAGACGCUGAUACGGUGCGUCACGCGGUACUCCGAGUAACAAUACAGUGCCUGUCUGCACAUCACGAGAUCUGCAGCGUUAUACUCUUCUUAUUCUGUACGUUGUAAGAUACGUAGAUUAAUUAACGUUAAUUUACUUAAGUAAUCCUUCUAAUGCUCCUUAGUCAAUUAUGAUAUAUUUCUGUUUCACUAAACGUUUUUUAGUGCCUACCGUCGUGCAUUAUCAUGUUUGUCAGUUUGCGAAUGCACGAACGGUGUAACUACUUGUCUGUUUUCAGGUGCAAUAUCUAGUAGCGUAGAUUUUUUCAUUCUUCUUUGGUAAGUUAAAUAUGAUGCGAGGACUACUUCUCUAUAUUACUAUCAAAAUUUUACGUCCCGACAAAUAUUCGUAUGUUACGAUUACAUUACUGCGAAAUGGCAAUUCGUACGUAACAAUCAGGAAUUUAUUUAUGAUGAUGUGCAAAUAAUGAAGGAAUAAUAUGCAACAGUGUUUCAUAAUAUCGUCUAAAAUAAUGCGACAAAUGCAAUUUCAAAUGUUACGUUAUCGCAUUGGCAUUAAGUUUUAUAAUUUAUUAUAUUAAUUAGUAAAAUUAAUUUGUUUGUAGUAAACCAAUCUCUGAAACCUCAUUAGGAUGAUUAUAAUUUCGUUGAUUGUUAAGUCUUCAUUUAAUAUCACGUUCAACAUCGUUAACACACUAUCAUUUUUCGUCUUACUUAAUUUAUGCGAAUUUAACGAGCGCGUAUGUAUGCGCGUGGGUAGUUCUCAAUGUGAAUAAAAUAUCAAGGCGAAUUAAUUAGGAAUGUCGUUAGAGUAAAUUACUGCAAGAAAUUUUCUUGUGUUCGCGAAGAAAGUGUAGAAUUUGGUAUUUAUUAACGUGAUUCUAAUUUUCUUACAUAUGCCUAUACCACGAUGUCGUCAAUGAUGUGCCUACAAAUGUUAUACACGAUUUGGGAACAAUGAAGAGAUUAUACACGUGCAUUGUACAUGUGACAUUGUUUAUGUAAGAUUGUUGAUGGUGCGUCUAUUAUCUGUGACAUAUCGUUUCCACAAAACUUUUACUACUUGUCUUUACCAUUUGAUAUACGCCAUAUUAUCUUAAGACUCUGUACAUACUGUUUCAUAAGUUGUUACAUUUGCGUUAAUAAAGUGCCAAAGAAAGCAGAGA